GUGGGAAGCGUGGCGCGUGCCAAGGCGGGUCGUGCAGCAACAGCCGUUGGUUCUCUGAGCGGUGACCGGGCAGGAAGGAUACUUAAGCUCGCCGGUCGUCAAGAGGAAGCACUCAUCGUGCAAACUCCCCCAGCUACUCGCCCACCCCCACCCGGCACAAUGAACUACCUCGCUCAGGCCGCGCGCCACGCCGGACACGACGACAUGGCCGGCAUGAACAUGACUGCCACGGCGACGGCUUCGGCGGCCAUGUCGUCCGCGACCGCGGCUAUGAGCCACGGCGACCAUGGCGGUAUGGGCGGCAACGCGUGCAAGAUCUCGAUGCUCUGGAACUGGAACACCGUCGACGCGUGCUUCCUCUCCUCGACAUGGCACGUGACCUCGAAAGCCAUGUUCGGCGGCUCGGUCGUCGGCGUCUUCUUCCUGUGCAUGGCGAUCGAGGCGGUGCGCGCCGCCGCAAGGGCAUACGACCGCAAGAUUGUGGCCAGUCGCGUCGCCGCCGCCGUGGAAAAGGGCAACGGCGGGCCUGUUGGCUUGGUCCAGCCUACGCUGUUGCAGCAGCUUGUGCGCGCGCUGGCGUACGGGGUGCAGUUUACUGGUGCCUUCUUGGUCAUGCUCCUCGGCAUGUACUACAACGGCUUCAUCCUCUUCGCCAUCUUCCUCGGCCACACGGUCGGAUACUUUGUCUUUGGGCGGGAUACCGUCGCUGCCGGGUCCGAGCACACGAGCUCGGGGUGUGCGUGCUGA
Messenger RNA from Vanrija pseudolonga, 747 nucleotides. RefSeq names its product Copper transport protein CTR4. Gene Ontology annotation, molecular function: copper ion transmembrane transporter activity. Lineage: Eukaryota; Fungi; Basidiomycota; Tremellomycetes; Trichosporonales; Trichosporonaceae. Gene Ontology annotation, cellular component: plasma membrane. The transcript is spliced from 3 exons. The record is from RefSeq and is a predicted model, not a curated record. Bases 160 to 747 code for a protein of 195 amino acids. Gene Ontology annotation, biological process: copper ion transmembrane transport.